Molecule: messenger RNA, 1395 nt
Organism: Penicillium salamii
Lineage: Eukaryota; Fungi; Ascomycota; Eurotiomycetes; Eurotiales; Aspergillaceae
Source: the annotation of a GenBank genome assembly
AUGUAUCAAUACAAUUCAAUUCAUCCGCCCAGGUCGACCAACCACCAGAGCGGCAGCGCGGGAGCCAGGCUUGCACAGAAUGUCGCCGGCAGAAGUCACGCUGCUCGGGAGAGUUGCCUGAAUGCGCAAGUUGUGUCCGUCGCCAACGUCCAUGUCUGUACCCGAAAGAGUCCCGGGCAGGGAGUGAUAACGAAGCCGUCACUUGCAUUGUCAAUCGUCGCAGUGGCUAAGCUACUCCUAUCGGAUCAAGACGAAAGUGACUUGAUAACAAGAGCCGAAGCAAUAAUUUGGGAGCAUGUGGAAAGGCCUUCCAUGGUGAAGCUCCAGUCAUUAUUGCUCAUAAUUCAUUAUCACAUACAGAAAGGACAUUUUUCGCGAGCUUACAUGUUUGCUGGGCUAGCAGCAAGAGGAGCUACAGCUUUGCGCCUCAAUUAUGAGCGCCCCGAAUUGAAUCCUAUUGCCCAAGAGACUCGGCGACGAGUUCUUUGGGCAUUGACUUUCGUCGACGGCCAGUUCUCCGUGGGCCUGCCGGAGUAUGAAACUAUACCACACACAAUCAUCUACCAGCAGCUCCCAUCUUCGGAGGAUAUGUUCAGCGGAAAUCCACAAACAGAAGCGCAGCUUAGUCUGCUGGGCGCUUGUGUUCGCAUUUCAAAAAUCCAGAAAGACAUUAUGCGCUUGACUCGUCAGCUGGCAUUGUCCGAACAACCAUUUGCACAGCUGAAUGGUCUCGUCCAGGAAAUUCAGAAAGAUCUAUGGCGACUGCGUGCAGAAGUUGAAAUCUCAUGUGGAUAUUCUAUUUGGAACCCAUACGAAAUGGAGAAAUCGCGAUGGUUCCCACGCUAUCUGCAGAUUUCUAUCUCGUGGCACCAAGCCCACUGCGAUUUAUACAGACUGUUCCUCACUGGAUAUCCCGAAGCAGCACCAAGGGUCAUUCUCGAUGCAAUAGAUAUUGACGUGAGGGAUCACGCAGCCCGUCAAUGCCAUGAGCAUGUCACACAAGUCAACCGGAUUCUUUCCGGCUUGCUAAAUACCUCGCAAUUGGUUCUGCCGCAUUACAUCGCUAUCUGUGCAUACCAAGCAACGCGAUUAACGCUCUUUCUACCAUCCUCGCCGCAUGUAGGCUUGGAGCUGGAUAUGACCGACGCCGUUCAGAAAGCCCACACCGCGGUUGCCGUUGCCCAGAAAUACUUCUCAUCGCCGAGUACAAGGGAGCUCGUGUUGGAUCUCCAGCGACUUGUACAAGUAGCAGACACAGACCCUGAGAAGAUUUACUCGGAGUUGUGCCCUUCACCUUCUUUGGAUCAAGGUGUGCAUAGACAUAAUCAUUUGGCGAUUCACAGUUUGGUCCGACAGGCCCAUUUUGUGGACGAGGGCUAUGAAAAUCUCACAUAA